This is a messenger RNA of Ceutorhynchus assimilis (cabbage seed weevil), 766 nucleotides long. NCBI's taxonomy places the organism in Eukaryota, Metazoa, Arthropoda, Insecta, Coleoptera, Curculionidae. The record is from the annotation of a GenBank genome assembly.
AAGCAAUUGAACGAGCUUUCGAGUUCAAUGGAAAAUGACAAUGAAGAGACAAAAGUAACCAAAGGAAAAAGGAUCGAUGAAUUAAUGCAGGUCAUUGAAGGCAAAGAAAAGAUUAUCAAGGAGAAAGAUUAUUGAUUUUGAGGAAAACAUAUUCGCAGUAGAAGAGUCCAUGGAGGAAAAACUAAAACAACAAAACAAUAUUAUUAAUGACUUAGAGGCCGAGUUACAGCAAAUAAGAGUAAUAAGACAAGAUCUUAAAUCUGAACAACAAAAUUCCGAAGAACUUACUAAAAUAAUCGAGAAGAUGGAAAAGGAACUGGUUUGUCAAAAGACGGAACAGCCAAGAUAUGAAGAACUUGUAAAGAAAAAAUCACGACAUGCAAAAGGACGCCAGAAACAAGGAAGAAAUCAUGAAGAAUAGGGAAAUUCAAGUGGAGACAGAUGAACUCAACGAUGUGCUAAGUGUAAACAGAGAGGAAGAGGCUGAUCGCUUAAGCAAAGAAAUUGUGGAUAAAAAUAAAACCAUCGAGAGUAUAAAAGGGCAAAUACAUAGAUUAAAAUUAAAUUGUAAUGAACAUGAGAUAAAGUUAAGGAGCUAUGAAGAAGGUAUUGAAAUAAAGAGGAAAGAAGUGGAAGAUCAAAAUGCAAUCAAUAGAGAGGAUUGGAAAAAAAGAGUUGCAGAACUCUGUAGAUGUUGAAAAUAAUAAUAAUAAUAAUAAUAUUUAUUAUCUCCAGAAAAAUUACAUUCCAAACAGUUAACUAAGAU